Molecule: messenger RNA, 801 nt
Organism: Aspergillus versicolor CBS 583.65
Lineage: Eukaryota; Fungi; Ascomycota; Eurotiomycetes; Eurotiales; Aspergillaceae
Product: putative Cu-dependent DNA-binding protein
Exons: 2
Coding region: 1-801 (266 amino acids)
Source: RefSeq, a predicted model, not a curated record
AUGGUAUCCCCCCUCUCCCUUCCCCUUGUGUUACUGCGUCAUCCUCUCCCAGUCUCACCGCUGAUUCCGUCAGAUCGACCGUUAAUUCGCAUCAAUCGUAAGGGUCGCCCUUUUUCGACCUGCUCGAUAUGCAACUGCACCCCCUGCAACUUGCCAGAAGAGCACAACAAGCUGAAACGCGAGGCGGAGCUGAGAGCUCAAGCGCAAAAUAGAGCAUCUGGUAGACACGCUCGUUCAAAUCCUCCUGCGCUUCUUCCCCUCGCGCCGCGUCCAACCUCAUCCUCUCCGCCGUCCGCGACUCAAUCCUCCUCGCGUUCGGGAUAUGGUUCCGGCCGUGGUUCUCAACCCCCCGGUUCUACUGCUUCUACCCCGCGAUCUAAAGCUGCAGUAGCUGCCGGGGGUCGAGGCGCACCACAGGGAGCGCCGCACCACCGCACCAACUCCCACUCUCAUUCUCACUCCCAGAACCCGUCGUCUCCCAGAUCGGGAUCGGUCUCUAUGCGGUAUUCGCAGCAGCAGCAAUAUUCCCCGCAGCACCAGGCCGCACCAGCCCAUUACGGCGGUCUUUCUCCUCUAAGCAUGCCGCUGGGUUCAUUCUCCCCAUCUCUGUGCUCCAUCUCCGACAUCCCCGCGUCAAUGUCAAUGGUCAGUCCAUUCGACCAUACAUACGGGGAUCCGUCAUUGCUCGAUGGUGGGGCCGCUGCGUUUCCUUCCCUGGAAGACUUCGAUCUGGGCGGGUUGCCGGAUGAGCUGAUGCAGGAGGAUUGGAGGUGGUUUGCCGAUGACAAUGAGCUUCGAUAA